AUGGAAUUGGGGAUGAUGGCGGGUCGACUUCCCAUGGGAUUGGGGACGCUUGUGACCAACUCCCUCUCCCCUCCUUCUUUAUCUUCUUCUGUGACCAAGGUCACAUUUCACAAUUUCAAGGAAUUAAAGAUAUCUACACUCGGCAUAGCAACAGAGAAAAGCGGGAUCCCGCGAAGGGAGACUGAUUGCGAAGAGGGAAGCAACGUCACCUCCGCCGUGGGGGAAUCGACGAUCUAUGGUGGUUUGGAAAAUUAG
Molecule: messenger RNA, 255 nt
Organism: Linum trigynum
Lineage: Eukaryota; Viridiplantae; Streptophyta; Magnoliopsida; Malpighiales; Linaceae
Source: the annotation of a GenBank genome assembly